ACAACUUUAAGAAACACCUUCUUGGGUAUUUGUGGCUCAUGUUGGCAUAUCACAGAACAUGUGAGAUAAAAAGAAAUCUGAGAAACUUUGUACAACUCAUUGUUUACCAAAAAUGUGUGUCCAUGGAACCUUCUAUCCUAAAAUUGCUUAUCAAAAGCUCAGGGCUCCAGUGGGUUGAGGGACACACUGUGAACAAUGUCUAUCUAAAGCAUACAUUAAAUGGAAAAAAAACCUUCCUAACUCAAAACACUGGCUUAAUUUUUUAAUGUUUUCUGACUUGCGAAAUAUAAUUAAAUCGCACUUUUAACACUGCAUCAACUUCUUUUGUUCUAAGGAAAGCGAAGCACUUCAGCUACAGCUUUCUUUUUCUCAAAUGACUAGAUUCCCAGCAAAGAAGAAAUCUAUGCCACACUCAGUAUUAUUCAUAGGAAAUAUGAACUGUCAAGUCCGUGGUAGGGCUUGAUCUUUUUUAUUUAUUCCUUUUAUUAUCGAUGACAUCUACUGGCAGAGUAUACGUGGCCUUUCAACCUUACCUUGCCUUGUAAAUUAAACAGGAGUGCUAGACUAGGAUGGCUUAAUUCUCUAUGCUCUUACUAGUAUCUGCCCCCUUGCUCAGAUAUUAUCAUUUACUGCCAGUUGUUAAUAAAAUCAGUUAUUCAUUCACAUUCCAAGAAAUCUUUGCUGAGUGCCUGCUCUAUUCCAGGCACUUUUCUAACAUCAGGUGUAUGUACAGUGUGAAGGAAAAUCACAAGCAUGUAAACUUACAACCUAGUGGGGAAGAUAACCAAUGAACACAUUAUAUUAACAAUACAAUCUCAAACAGGGCUAAGUGCUAGGAUGAAAUCAAAAUAGUAAACCAAGGAUUUUUUUCCUCUUAGGUGAGGUGAACAUUUACAGAUUGGUAAUCAGGGAAGGCUUCUCUGUGGAGGAGACUUCUGAACUGAGAACCAGAUGGUGAAGAGCCGGCUGAUUUUUCUGGAUCCUCAUAAACAGGCACAAAGGCAACUAGAGAAGUCUGGCGUAUGCUAGGCCUCUUUCCAUUGAUUUAGUUUUCAAAAGUGAUUUUCCAUUUUAAAAAUGGAAUUUCUCAUCCAGUAAUGGGACUCCUAGACUUAAGUAUGUGCUUUGGCUGGCAAAAUUAAAUUUCCUAAUUCAAAUGUUUUCCCUAAAAUGUGGGUUCAUUUUAAUUUCUCAAGAAGGACUGCUGUUUGCCAAGUGGGCAGCUGAAGCUCUUCUCUGUUUCUACCCUUCUGGAGAAUGAUUUUUCUAAGUGGUAUACAUUUGCCCUUGUAAAGAAUCAGAGCAAUUUGAAUGAAGAAUUGCUAUUAAAUGCUGGUUAUCUGAAGAGCUUUGCAGUUAUACAAGUGUUGUGGGGAAGUUCAGUUCAGAGUCAAAACCCAUCUCAGUGCUUUUAAGAUUCCACCAGUUUGGCUUCUAUCAUUCUAAGCUACCCAAUAGUCCCCCCACCCUUAUUAUGACUAUUAACUCAUUUUUAUCUAAACUGAUUUCCUCUUAGAUGAAAUGAUACUGUUAGUUUAUCUUCAGAAACAAAUUGCAAGUUGAACAGUCACAAAUUUAAGAAUUUAACAACCACCCAUAUGGAUUAUAGAACUCCUAUAAUAACAAAUAUAUUUUGGCAAUAAACAGAACAAGUCACCUAGCUCAUUUCUAAAAUUCAACAUUCCCUGCCCCCCCCAACCUUUUUUUUAAGACAGGAGGGUGACUCUAGUCACCAAUUGCUCAAAAACACAGGCUGCAGAGAACAAGGAUUUGGAUUAGCAAACUUGAACCCUAUGGAACUCUUUCUUCUUUCUUCUUCCUGGCACAAUUGGGCUGGGAGGAAACCCCUAAUAACAUUAAGAAUAGUUCCCCUUAGCCCUCCUCCCAUCCUAUUGCACCCCACCCUACCAGUCAGAAGCGGAAGUCUUAUGAAGAGGUUUUGAGGAGAACAUCCUCUUCUGGUUUCUUCUGUUCCAAUGGGCUUGCCGAACACCUCCUUGACCUGGGACACAGGCAGAGUUCAAACCAAGUCUAUGUUUAUGUUGUCAGGAUGCUGGUCUCCCUUUUCUAGAAGAUUCCUGACUGUGCCCUCUCUGCUUAAAUAUUGUAGAGGCGCCUAGUGUUCUCUCGUAUGGUAACCAAGGUGUGAGAGAUUGGCUGACCUUUGAUUUUGGCAAUCUCUUCAAUCGUAUGCAGGGCCAGACCUGGAUGGGAAAACCGGCAAAACCUUUUAGAAAACCCCCGAGGGAGGAAGUAGGGAGAAUCGGUUUCCACGAUGAUUCUCUCCAGCGGGAUCUUUUUCGCAGCAUCCCGGGCCUCCCAGGCAGAAGGAUCUACUUCCGGGCGUCAAAGCACUUCCGGGCGUCAAACCACUUCCGUUGACUAUAAAGCGGUUCCAUUUGGUUUGGAAUAUGAGGCCCUCGAGAGAUAUCAGAGCCCUCCAAAAGACUACAAGGUAUUAUCAUUUGAUGCCUAUUUAGAAGAUGAAGUGCCUGAUAAAAGUCAAGAAAACUAUAGAAUAAGACGCUAUAAAAUCUACUUCUACCUUGAAGAUGACACAAUUGAAGUAAAUGAACCAGUGUUGAAAAAUAGUGGACUGCCUCAAGGACUUUUUAUCCGACGUCAUCGGAUUUCUCUCCCACCUCCUGAUGACGAUCGGUUUUAUACUGUGUAUCAUUUUAAUGUCAACACCGACAUUGUCUUUUAUGGUCGAACAUUCAAGAUUUAUGACUGUGAUGCAUUCACAAGAAGCUUCUUGAGGAAAAUAGGAGUCAAAUUAAAUCCCCCAAGACAAUGUCCGGAAGAUCCUUACAUGAAAACACGGAGAGAGAAGCUAGACUACAUGGGGCCCUUACGUCCCUAUCAGUCCUUCGACACUCUGAAACAGUUCCUCGAGUAUGAUAGGAAGGUCUUGCGUUUCUUCUGCGUGUGGGACGACUCAUGCUCAUUGUUUGGGGAUCGUAGAGAACUCAUCCUGCAUUACUUUCUGUCUGAUGAUACUGUGGAGAUCAAAGAAGUCUUGCCACAUAACUCAGGAAGAGAUGCUAUGUCAUUGUUUCUCCAGAGGAGAAAGCUGCCUAAGUAUGGCCCCCCUGGAGUCUUUCAACCAGGCCAGUUAACAGACCAGACAGUUCUCAAUGUGUAUGGUGGCUACUCAGAGAACCGAGUGUAUGGCUACCUGUUGGAUAAAUACAACCUAGGAAAAUUAGACCAAGAGUUUUACAAAGAUACUGACCUGUCCAUAGGAACCACCAUCAACGUGUGGGGAAGGAAAGUGCUCCUUUGUGACUGUGAUGAUUUCACGAAAACUUAUUAUAGGACUAAAUAUGGAAUUGAGAACUUUACCUCGAUUCCGUGCAAGGCCCCACCUCCUCCAACAAUAGAAAGGAAAUUUCCACCUUACACCGGCUUUGGUUCUGAAGAGGAUUCUCUUCGGUCCUGCAUAGGCCUUAUGCCCACACCUCAUCAGAGGAACUUCAAGAAGUUCAUGGAAUUUGACAGCUAUGGCAACAUAAGCAAUACACUCCGGUUUUUUGCAAAACUAAUCACACACAAAUGUGCUGAUGUGGAAAGGAUGUUUGUUAUUUCAUAUUUUCUCAGUGAUGACACAAUUUCAGUGUUUGAACCCAUAGAGAGGAAUUCAGGGUAUACUGGAGGGAUGUUCUUAAAGAGAGUUCGUGUUAAGAAGCCUGGACAAGAAGUCUUUAAAAGUGAAUUCUCGGAAUAUAUCAAGGCUGAGGAGCUGUAUGUUGGAGCCAAAGUGAAUGUGAAUGGCUACCUCUUUCUUUUGGUCAAUGCUGAUGAGUAUACCUUGAAUUACAUGGAAAGGAAUUCAGAUAAGUUUCCCCUGAGCAACAUUGAACUUGCCCUACAAAAGUUAAAAGAAGAAGAACCCAAAUCCAGAGAGCUCAAGCAGGUGUUUAUAGCUGCUGAUUGUAUGCACACAACGAUGGUGGAUUUUAAUACAUUCAGAGAAAUAAUGAUGAAUCUAACUGUCGGGAAACUCACAGACCAAGAAGUUAUAACCAUUGCACGUCAUUACCGGGUGCCUGAGGACCCGUGUCCAGAUAGGAAUGUCCUACUUGCACAAGCCCAUCAACAACUCAAGAAAAAUGCUUUUGAGAAUUUUGAAAGACUCAUUGCUAUGUGUGUAUACCAAGAUCGGGAAAAGAAAAAAGUGUUACCCAGCAAAGACAUCAAAAGGCUGUGCAAGUCCUCCAGAUUACCUUUGAAUGAAGAUCUUCUAGGAUCCUUACUGUCCAGGUUUGAAGACAGUGAAAAGCAAAUAAAUUACGAGUCAUUUUUCUGUGCCCUGAACUGGAGAGUGAAUCCAGUGCCUGAAUUGGAAGUGGUAUCAUACAUUAAAGAGAGAUGUGAAGAUGAGUGGCUUGGGAUGCCAUCACCUAUUCCUGUGAAAGGCAUUUACUAUUUAAACCUUUUAAAGGAUGUGUUUGGCUUAGAGGAGGAGUAACCUUGCAGUUUUGGUUAACUUCCUUUGAUUUCCUGAUUUCCUGCUUUAAUUUUUGCCAAGUUUAUUUCAGUAGAUAUAAUUCCAUUAAAAACAAGAGAGACAAGGUUCAUGUUGAAUUAAAAUCCAUAUUCCAAAAUUAAUCUCCUUUUGUCAUCUCAGGUUUUCUGAACCUCAUAUUGCUGAUGUACCUGCACUAUUAAAAAUGCCAUUUAAAGAAACAGUGAGCAUUUUUAUUAUAUGUGUGAUUUAUUGAUACCAAGAAUCUUGCAGUAAUUUUCUAUCCAAUGUAAUUUGAUUCAUUAUAGCACAAAAAGAAAAUGACUUUUGACAGCUAUAUAAGACAAUAUAAAAUCAAGUUAUAUCAGAACAAUAAGUUGUGAUUCUAUUAAACAUUUUUUUGAAAUCUUUUUGACAGACACUUAUUACUUACAUAAUUAAACUUUUUAGCAACUCAGCUUUUCAAAAUAAUCCUUAAACCUCUGUAGACUGAAGGUAUUAAUUUUUUCUGAAAUUA
This is a messenger RNA of Cervus elaphus (red deer), 4985 nucleotides long. RefSeq names its product EF-hand domain containing 2 (gene EFHC2). The record is from RefSeq and is a predicted model, not a curated record. The transcript is spliced from 15 exons. Gene Ontology annotation, cellular component: microtubule. The coding region runs from base 2276 to 4471 and encodes 731 amino acids. NCBI's taxonomy places the organism in Eukaryota, Metazoa, Chordata, Mammalia, Artiodactyla, Cervidae. Gene Ontology annotation, biological process: regulation of neuron projection development.